Messenger RNA from Globicephala melas (long-finned pilot whale), 1000 nucleotides. It is a transcript of the gene SNF8, whose product is annotated as SNF8 subunit of ESCRT-II. The record is from RefSeq and is a predicted model, not a curated record. Gene Ontology annotation, cellular component: ESCRT II complex. Gene Ontology annotation, biological process: protein transport to vacuole involved in ubiquitin-dependent protein catabolic process via the multivesicular body sorting pathway. Lineage: Eukaryota; Metazoa; Chordata; Mammalia; Artiodactyla; Delphinidae.
CGCAUCCGCGUGGGGGAGCUGGUGGAGGAUCCCGGGACGCGGAGACCCGGGGUCCCGGCAGCGGGGCGGCCCGCGGGCCACGGUGGGGAUGCACCGCCGCGGAGUAGGAGCCGGCGCCAUCGCCAAGAAGAAGCUUGCGGAGGCCAAGUAUAAGGAGCGAGGGACUGUCUUGGCUGAGGACCAGCUGGCCCAGAUGUCAAAGCAGUUGGACAUGUUCAAGACCAACCUGGAAGAAUUUGCCAGCAAGCACAAGCAGGAGAUCCGGAAGAAUCCUGAGUUCCGGGUGCAGUUCCAGGACAUGUGUGCCACCAUUGGGGUGGAUCCUCUGGCCUCUGGAAAAGGAUUUUGGUCUGAGAUGCUAGGCGUGGGAGACUUCUAUUACGAGCUGGGUGUCCAGAUUAUCGAAGUGUGCCUGGCCCUGAAACACCGGAAUGGAGGUCUGAUAACUCUGGAGGAACUACAUCAACAGGUGUUAAAAGGAAGGGGCAAAUUCGCCCAGGAUGUCAGCCAAGACGACCUGAUCAGGGCCAUCAAGAAGCUAAAGGCACUGGGCACUGGCUUCGGCAUCAUCCCUGUGGGCGGCACUUACCUCAUUCAGUCUGUUCCAGCUGAGCUUAAUAUGGAUCACACUGUGGUGCUGCAGCUGGCAGAGAAAAGUGGCUAUGUGACUGUCAGUGACAUCAAAGCCAGUCUUAAAUGGGAGACGGAGCGAGCGCGGCAAGUGCUGGAACACCUGCUGAAGGAAGGGCUGGCUUGGCUGGACCUGCAGGCCCCAGGGGAGGCCCACUACUGGCUGCCAGCUCUCUUUACUGACCUCUACUCCCAGGAGAUUACAGCUGAGGAGGCCAGAGAAGCCCUCCCCUGACUGGGAAUGCGGAAGGGGGCACAGCAGCAGGCAGGGAGAAGAGGGAGGAGCUGGUGGUGAAUAAAACCUCGACAACUUUGUUUUAAAAAAGAACCAAAAAACCAAAAAAAUUCCAAUUUUUUUCUUCCCCCAGUA